This is a messenger RNA of Nelumbo nucifera (sacred lotus), 1430 nucleotides long. RefSeq names its product cytochrome b561 and DOMON domain-containing protein At3g07570-like. Lineage: Eukaryota; Viridiplantae; Streptophyta; Magnoliopsida; Proteales; Nelumbonaceae. The record is from RefSeq and is a predicted model, not a curated record.
ACUCUUAGCUUGUAUCCAAAGCUAACAUCUAGCACCAGUCUUUUUUGUGCCAUUUGUCCUACAAACAAUACAUCCCAACUACUCCUACCAGCUCCUCUCCAUAACAAAGCAUCUUUUGACUUCACCAACAAACCCAUCAUCCAAAGGAGAGGGAGGAAGAACAGAGAAGAGAUGGGAGUGAAGAAUUCUCUGGUGGCCACAUUGUUCAUCUUUAUUUGCUUUUCUUCCUUUGCUAGCUCACAAUCAGACUCUUGCAGUUCUAAUCUCAAUCUCAAUGGGCUUGUGUCCUUUGACACUGUCUCUCUUCAUUGCUAUCCUGUUUGGAACGCAAAAGAUUACAUCCUUAGAUAUCUGCAGGCGGGACCGGAGCUGUGGAGCUUUGUUCUAUCGGCGCCGGACAUACAGUCGUACGUCGGCAUCGGGUUCUCGAGCAAUGGCCUGAUGGUCGGCAGUAGCGCCAUUGUUGGAUGGGCUCCUGCCGGUGGGACUCCUGCUAUUAAGCAGUACUAUCUAGGAGCGACUAAUGAGAACCAAGUCCUACCCGACCAAGGGAACCUGCAAAUUGUGAACAACUCCAUGGUGAUUAUAUCUCAGUCAUCUAGGUUGUACCUGGCCUUUCAAUUGAGCACCUCUGAGCCAGAGUCCAGGAUUCUUUACUCGCUCGGCCCAAGCAACUGGUUCCCAUCAUCAGACUAUCGCUUGACCCAACACCAGGACCGAGUCUCUACUUCUAUGAACUUUGUAACAGGUCAAAGUAGUGUGAAGAGGCCGUACACGAAACUGAGAAGGGGCCAUGGGACUCUGAAUAUGUUGGGAUGGAGCAUCUUUAUGAUCAUUGGAGCCAUGUCUGCCCGUUACUUCAGGGAGUGGGACCCAGCAUGGUUUUACUUCCAUGCUACCAUCCAGUCUCUUGGUUUCAUCAUGGGAUCGAUUGGUGUGAUCUUGGGAUUUGUGUUGGAUCAUCAAAUCAAAGCUGCUGUAUCACGGCACAAGGUGCUCGGGGUCUUCAUACUUUCUCUUGGCUGCCUUCAGGUGAUUGCUUUUAUGCUCCGACCAAGAAAGGAUUCGAAAGUACGAAGAUAUUGGAAUUGGUACCAUCAUACUGUUGGAAGGGUUUUGAUAAUCUUAUCAAUGGUGAAUGUAUUUUAUGGGAUCCAUUUAGGGAAAGAAGGGGAUGGAUGGAAAGCUGGUUAUGGAGUUGUUCUUGGGGUCUUAAUCCUUGUUGCCAUAAUGUUAGAGAUAAGAAUGUGGAAGAGAAUGUGAGAAUUUUAACUAGGAAAUAAGUCUUUCUAUCAUUCUUAUCUGUAUGUAGUUCUUCAGUACUCUCAUCUCCACCGGCUUUGUUGGUCCUUUGUGUUUAUCAUGUUAAAAUAUUUUGUUAGUCAUGGAUGAAUCGAUUAAAUAUUUCCAAGAGGUUUAUUGUUCCGUGA